AUGGCAAUGACAGGACAGGGGUCUCCCACCGGAGUUGGUCAGAACUGCUGUGAUGGGUCUCCCAACGGGCUUUCCCAGGUCGACUGUGACAGCAAAACAAGCAAUGCUCAAGGCCAGGCGGCAGAACAACAAGUCAAGUGGGAUAACGCUGGAGAAAAACCCUACAAGUGUGGGGAAUGUGGAUAUAGGACAGCUGUGAGGUCCAACUUAUCCAAACAUAUGAGAACCCACACAGGAGAAAAACCUUACAAGUGUGACCAGUGUGGCUAUUCUGCAGCUCAGAAAUCAGACUUGGUCAUUCAUCUAGCAAAGCACACUGGUGAGAAACCCUACAUGUGUGAGAAGUGUGGAUACAGGACAGCGAUGAGGUCCCACUUAUCCCGACAUAUGAGAACCCAUACAGGAGAAAAACCCUACAAGUGUAACCAGUGUGACUAUUCUGCAGCACGGAAAGCUCAUUUGGACAAACAUCUAGCAACACACUCCGGUGAGAAACCCUACAUAUGUGGGGAGUGUGGAUACAGGACAGCUCAAAAGGCGAACUUACCCCAACAUAUGAGAACCCAUAUAGGAGAAAAACCCUACAAAUGUGACCAGUGUAGCUAUUCUGGAGAUACUAAGUCUGCCCUAACUCGACAUAAAAGAAUUCACACGGAGGCACCAACUCUGGAACUGUGACCAUCUCGUAGUGACAUUUAAUGUGCAUAAUCUUCUCUUAAGUAUAGUUUUUCUAUCUUCAGACUAUAUGUAGCUUACGGAUACAGCACAAUAAUUUUGAAACCAUUUAGGCUAACUACAUGA
Branchiostoma belcheri (Belcher's lancelet) is the source of this 801-nucleotide messenger RNA. RefSeq names its product zinc finger protein 436-like. The coding region runs from base 1 to 678 and encodes 225 amino acids. The transcript is spliced from 2 exons. Lineage: Eukaryota; Metazoa; Chordata; Leptocardii; Amphioxiformes; Branchiostomatidae. Gene Ontology annotation, biological process: regulation of transcription by RNA polymerase II. Gene Ontology annotation, cellular component: nucleus. The record is from RefSeq and is a predicted model, not a curated record. Gene Ontology annotation, molecular function: DNA-binding transcription factor activity, RNA polymerase II-specific; RNA polymerase II transcription regulatory region sequence-specific DNA binding.